Messenger RNA from Octopus sinensis (East Asian common octopus), 405 nucleotides. RefSeq lists its product as uncharacterized. The transcript has a single exon. The record is from RefSeq and is a predicted model, not a curated record. Bases 1 to 405 code for a protein of 134 amino acids. Lineage: Eukaryota; Metazoa; Mollusca; Cephalopoda; Octopoda; Octopodidae.
AUGUGUCGGCAUCAUAAAAUCAAAGCUGCUGAUAAAUGGUACAAGCACCACCCUGAGGCCGUAACUGAGGGAGGAAAUAUAACUAUUCUUUGGGACUUCCCAUUAUGUACAGAUCAGACCAUCAAGGCAAAUAAACCAUAUAUUGUUGUGAACGACAAAAGCAAUGAAGUCUGUUCAUUGAUUGACAUGAGCAUGAAAUGUGCCCAUAAUAUCUCGACAAUAGAAUUUGAUAAGCUCAGAAAAUAUAGAGAUCUGCUAACCGAAAUCGAAAAGAUGUGGCAUCUGAAGACGUUUAUAACACCUCUGAUUGUAGGAGCACAUGGAAUGAUCAAAAAAGGAACUGAAAAUUAUUUAAGACUGAUCCGUGAGUUACCGUCCAUGCAGGAAGUACAAAAGAUUGCCUGA